UCAACCUUCAAUGCAACGGUUCUUCUUUUCUUCGGCUGUUAAGAACGCGAUUCUUCGGUCUCUCGAAGCGAUUCAGAAGCUCGGGUUUUUUUUAUGAACGGCCGUCGAGUACGUGCUGUAUAUGCACUUGUGGUUUGUGGUAGUGGUUGUGUUCGUAUGAUUUGAGAUAUUUGUCGGAUUUUAGAGAGAUCUUUUAACAACGUAACAGGCGCUCCAAUAAAAUGGACGAAACGCCGCCUGCGAAGCACCGAUCGCAUCUCUUGCAGGAAUCCGCAUCUCCAACGGUACUGGCGAACGGUACCGCUCUUGUAGACGUGUUCGCCGAUCAGAAGGAAUCCGAAAACCACGUCGUUAAAAUCUUGAUCAGUCCGCGGAAUAUCGUCAAAAAUACGUCGAGGACGUUUUUAAACGGCGAAAGUGACACCAAACGCGGGGACAUCAUUUGCGAUGUCACGCCCUGUAUACGCAUCAGUUUAGGGCCGGAAAGUGGUGAUAUGUCGCAGAAGAACGGUAACGAUAUGUCGACUAAUUACUUUUAUUACGGGGGUUACAAUUACGGUAUUAUGUCCAGCGGACAGGUUUCGCCUAGUGAUACGUUAGAUUCCGGUACUUGUAGUGAUUUGGACGGUACACCCAGCACAGCUUCUGAUAAGAAAAAGAAUGGUGUUUCUGUUACUGUUAUUGGUACCCACAAGCGAGCGUCGAGUUCGAGUAGCGGAGCCGAGGUGGAUAGCGACGAUAACGAGAGCAGCGUAAGCACCAGCAGCAGCAGCAGCACCAGCGGCAGCGAUUCGUUGAGUUGCGGCAAAACCUCGCCGGUGGAUCCGCCACCCAAGCCGAUCGUUCUGCCGGCCACGCUGCUGCAGGACAUCAGGAAGCGCGUUCCGCAGCCGCCGCUGCAGGUCGACCAGAAGCCCUACGAGGAGCGCAGGAAGGAAUCGGGGGCGGGCGACGACGAGGCCGUCCUGCUGGACUCUAACAUGUUUUACAAGUUUCACAUUAACGAAAAAGUGAACGGCAGUGACGCGGUGCCGGUUAGUAAAGUGAUCGAGACGGACUCUUUUGCUGGUUACAAAGACAUUUUGGACGAUGGUUGUACGACGAUUAGGAGCGCCAAAGGGACUGUGCGUGGCGUGAAAAAUAGGGUUAGGGCCGGUAUUGCGACGUUUUUGCAGAUUAAUUCGACGGAAAAGAAUUACAAGGAGAAAGAGGCCGGGAAGGUGGUGGUGUACACGACGACGAUGGGCAUCCUGCGCGACACCUACCAGGCCUGCUCGAAGGUGAAGCAGAUCCUGCGAUUGCUGCUGAUCAAAUUCGAGGAGCGCGACGUCUUCAUGAGCUCCGAAUACCAGGCGGAAAUACAGGAACGAAUGCGUUGCGAUCACGUGCUGGUGCCACAGGUGUUCGUAGACGGCGUACACAUUGGGGAUGCCGAAACUAUUGAGCGACUGAACGAAACGGGGGAGCUGAGGCGAAUAUUAAAGCCCUACAAGAGCCUGGACGUCUGCAACACAUGUCAAGUUUGCGGAGGAUAUCGAUUAUUGCCUUGUCAAAUAUGUAAAGGAAGUAAAAAGUCCAUCCACAGGAACCACUUUACAGCCGAAUUCGUGGCUCUAAAAUGCAUGAAUUGUGACGAAGUCGGUUUAGUUAGGUGUAAUUCUUGUAUGUAAAUUGUUAUUAAUAGAAAUAUUUAGUGUAACAAAUAUAAUUGAGAGUUUAACCGAGUAAAUACGCGAACAUAAAUCGUUCAAAAAGCUAUUAUAAUUGUAGUUUUUAACGAUAAAAUACGGUAAAUUGGAUAUAGGGUUUGAACCCGGUUGAAUUCUCAAUCGUAUUUUGUACUAUUGUAAUCCAUUCUCAGUCGAACCUCGUAAUUUAAAUAUUAUUUUAUCUAUUUAGUAAAAUAAUCUACUCAGUUUUUUAAAUUAUUUAAUUCUAACAUGUUAAUUUCGUUGGUUUGGCACAUUUCUAGUUAAGCUCUUAAAAUUGUCAUGUUAAUGAAUUAUUUGAGAAUUUUAUAAAACUAGUUGCGAAGACUUAAUUCGACUUUUUUUUGUGUUUCGAAAAUAAAUGUUUGUCGAAUCUCAGAUGGCUAAGCAAGCAACGCUUAAUGGGUUUAUUCUCCUGCAGCAAUGUUUAACAUUGUCAUCAGGUCUCUAUUUACUAUUGUUUUUAUCAAGUAUUUUUUGUAAAUAUCGGCCUUCGAGUUGAUUCACCCUUGAAGUAAUUAAGCCCUGCGUUUAAUUUUUGUGGGUAAUGACCCGAAAUUCUCGCAAGCUUAGGACACGCAUUCAAAUAGAGCGCGCAUUUCAUUUCAGUUCUACCAGAGCUUCUAGUUAGAGGUUUUUUUUAUACCUCAGACACGAUUGUUUUUUUCGAGAUCGAUAGCUCGAACUUUUUUGUAUUUAUAUGAGAAGGGUCUAUAACGAGAAAAAGUAAACCAAGACAUCUCUGAGCUUAAUUGCGAUAUUUUUUCAAACGUGAGAAGACUGAGUUUAUAAUACGUUCUAUGUUAAGUGUUAGCCGCGCUCAAGUAUAAUUACGGUAAAUUUGUACAGUA
Messenger RNA from Phyllotreta striolata, 2560 nucleotides. Lineage: Eukaryota; Metazoa; Arthropoda; Insecta; Coleoptera; Chrysomelidae. The record is from the annotation of a GenBank genome assembly.